Messenger RNA from Triticum turgidum subsp. durum (durum wheat), 2850 nucleotides. The record is from the annotation of a GenBank genome assembly. NCBI's taxonomy places the organism in Eukaryota, Viridiplantae, Streptophyta, Magnoliopsida, Poales, Poaceae.
AUGUCUGUGACGAGACUCAGCAUGGUUAAUCUGCUGGCGUUUUUUCUGCUGCUGUUCUAUGGAGCUGGCAACAUCAAUUGCUCAACAGUCAAUCACGAGAACAGUAGAGACAUGCGCUCGUUGCUGGAUUUCAAAGCGGCUACCAACGACCCAACAGAUGCCUUGAGAUCCUGGGACAGAAGCGUCCACUACUGCAACUGGACGGGUGUCAUUUGCAGCUCAUUGUGUCCAGGGCGUGUCGCCGCUCUGCAACUCGCCGGCCAAAGCUUGGCUGGCGAGAUCACCCCCUCUCUUGGGAACUUAACGUUCCUUAAGGUCCUCAACUUGUCCUCCAAUGGCUUCUCAGGCCAGUUAACUCCCCUAAACCUAAACCAACUCCAUGAGCUGGUCCUCCUUGACCUCAGCUCCAAUUCAUUCCAGGGGACGAUUCCUGACUCACUCAUGAAUUGUUCAAAACUACAGUAUCUAGUUCUUUCUGGAAACAUGCUAGAAGGUCCAAUCCCCAAGAAAAUUGGUUCUCUUUAUAAUCUAUUAGGCUUAGGCCUUUCUAGGAAUAAUCUUAUUGGGGUCAUCCCACUAACCAUCAGCAACUCCACCCAGUUAGAACAACUUAGCCUUGAAGAAAAUCAACUAGGGGGGAGCAUUCCUGAUGUGUUUGGGCAAUGGUCCAAGAUGUUGGAAUUGUCCGUAGGUGAAAAUAGGCUCUCAGGUCGAAUACCACCUUCAAUCUUUAAUCUGACUUCGCUUCAAAUAUUAGAUUUGUAUGCAAAUAAGCUACAAGGGGAAUUGCUGCUUGACAUUGGCGAUACCCUCCCUGAAAUCAUAAUUUUUACGCUGGGCCAGAACAUUCUUGAAGGUCACAUCCCAGCUUCCCUAGGAAACGCUUCACGGCUGCAAGUGAUAGAUUUGUCUUCUAACAGUUUCGUUGGAGAAAUUCCUACUUUCGGAAAGCUACUAAACCUUAUGAACAUGAACCUUGGAUAUAAUAUGCUUGAAUCAAGUGAAAGCCAAAGAUGGGAAUCCUUGUAUGGACUAACAAACUGUAGUAAUCUAUAUGCGCUAACAUUAGAUAGUAAUCAGCUGCAAGGAGCCAUACCAGAUUUGGUCGGUAGGUUAUCCACUAAACUCAGACGUCUACACAUGGGUGGAAACAAUCUGUCGGGAAUAGUUCCUUUAAGCCUAGCAAACCUUAGUAGCAUAAUCGAUUUGGAUCUUAGCAACAACAAUUUAACUGGUACAGUCGAAGGAUGGUUAGGGAGUCUCAAAAACUUACAAUCUUUAGAUCUUCAUGGAAAUAAUUUCAUUGGAUCCAUUCCACCAUCUUUUGGCAACCUUUCAGAACUGACAAUACUUUCUUUAGCACAAAAUGAAUUUAAAGGUCACAUACCUCCCACAUUAGGAAAACUUUCACAACUCUCAAGGCUGGACCUUAGCUAUAAUAAUCUGCAAGGUGACAUACCUCCAGAAAUUAGUGAGCUUAAACAACUCAUUGCACUAUACCUCUCUUCUAGCAGACUCUCGGGAAAAAUUCCUGAUGAUCUGGGCAAGUGUCAGGGCCUCGUAACCAUCCAAAUGGACCACAAUAAUCUCACGGGCGUCAUUCCAACCUCUUUAGGCAACCUUUUGAGCUUGGACAUGCUCAACCUGUCCUAUAAUGAUUUAUCAGGUGCCAUCCCAACAGUUCUAAGUGACCUUCAACUUCUUAGCAAGUUAGACCUAUCAUAUAAUCGUCUCCAAGGAGCACUCCCAAGAAAUGGAGUGUUUGAGCACCCUGCAAACGUUUCACUUGAUGGCAACCAGGGACUUUGUGGACGGGCAACCGGUUUCCAUGUGCCCUCAUGCCCAGAUGCCUCGCCGAGAACAGGAAGACACUAUCGUUUGCUUACGGUGUUGAUCCCAAUAAUUGGCUUCCUGUCGCUGGCACUGUUGACUUGCUUUAUAAUCCAUGAGAAGAUACCACAAGCAACGUUUUCAUUGUUGCCUUCUCUUAGGGAGAAAUUCCCUAGAGUUUCUUACUGGGAUCUAGCUCGAGCGACAGGCAACUUCUCUGAGAUUAACUUGAUUGGCGAAGGAAGUUACAGUUCAGUGUACAAAGGAAAGUUGAGACAAGUUAAAACGGAAAUAGCAGUCAAGAUACUUGACCUUGACAUUCCAGGUGCCGAAGGAAGUUUUGCAUUAGAAUGCAAAGCGUUGAGAGGCAUUCGUCACAGAAACAUUGUUCCUCUCAUAACUGAAUGCUCUGCAAUCGACAACAAAGGCAAUGCUUUCAGAGCUCUAAUCUAUGCUUUCAUGCCCAAUGGCAACUUGGAUACUUGGUUGCAUCAUCAAGGGAAUCAGGCAGCUGCAAGGCAUUUAAGCUUAGCUCAAAGAAUAAACAUCGCUAUUAACAUAGCUGAUGCAUUGGACUAUCUGCACCAUGAUACUUGGAGGCCCAUCAUCCAUUGUGAUUUGAAGCCGAGUAACAUACUCCUAGACAUUCAUAUGAAUGCCUGUCUGGGAGACUUUGGCAUCGCAAGGUUCUACAUUGAUUCUAAACUAAGAACGGUCGGAGAUUCAAGUUCAAUUGCUGCAAACGGCACUCUGGGAUAUAUGGCUCCAGAGUAUGCUGAAAGCGGUCAUGCAUCUACUUGUGGGGACGUAUAUAGUUUCGGAAUAGUACUCUUGGAGAUGCUGACAGGAAAAAGACCAACAGAUCAUAUGUUCAGGAAUGAACUCACCAUUGUCAGAUUUGUGGAAACGAAUUUUCCUGAUCACAUAUUCAAUUUUCUGGAUUCCUGUCUGCUAGAUGAAUGCAAUGAUGCCAUCAACCAAGUAGCAGCAGGACUGGAAACUAGAUCAGGCACUCGGUAA